Rotaria sp. Silwood2 is the source of this 2202-nucleotide messenger RNA. Lineage: Eukaryota; Metazoa; Rotifera; Eurotatoria; Philodinida; Philodinidae. The record is from the annotation of a GenBank genome assembly.
AUGGAGGAUUCAUCGACAUCCAUUAAUAUCGACAAUCUUGUACGCGUCUUCAAACAAAAUGAUAAUGGGAACCAAAAUCAAACAUCGGUUAAACCUGAACAUCACGAUCAAUGGAUUAACAAUUCAAUUUUUUUUCGACAAAUUACUCAAGAUAUUUCAAUGUUACCCACAAUAUCUACUAUUGCAAAAGAAAAUCCAUCGGAAUCUAAUCCAAACAUUAACAAAGAUUCUGAAAUAUCCACUGAUGACAAAGGUGCACAUGAAAUAAAAUUAUAUACAACUGAUCAAUUUCGUUCACGUAUUAAUCGAUUAUAUCCAUUUUAUUUGGAUUUUUUUUCUGAUAGAAUAUCAUCACUUGAUUUUGAACAACAUCGAAUGGGUUUAUAUCUAUUCUAUGAUAUUAAUAACGGUUGUUUAAUUAAUGAUCUAGAAAAAGAAUCACAGAAAAAAACCGAUCGAGGAAAAAAUAUGAAAAGAAUGAAUGGAUUGUUAUUGAAUGAACAUCGAUUAUUUAAUCAAUAUGCGAAAGAAUAUGCUACUAAACAUUUAACAAGAGAUUAUGAAGCAAUUAAAUCAUCAAUCAAUCAAUUUAUGCAAACAUGGCUUCAACGUAAAACAGAUUUGUUACUCAAGGAAAAAAAUUUAUUCGGACAGUAUUACUCACAACGUAUGGCUAUUCCAUUAAAUUCUUAUGAUUCCCUAACUCCUGUUACUUUCGUUAAUCUUUCAACUAUGUUACGUGUGGGUACAAUACCAUUAUUAACUAUUCCAGAAAAAAUUGAGCAAAUAAAUAUCAAAUGUAGUGAUAAUCGUGAUCGAAUUGUAACAAAUCGCUUCAAUCCAAACUAUCGAUUAACUAACUUAGUUGACGAUCCAAAUCUUCUUGCUAUACUUUCUCAACAUCCAUCUAUCGAUAUUGUGCUUUCAAAAUCAAGUUUUCAUCUAUUAAUUGAAUCAUUUUCAACAUCACCAUCAUUAUCACCAAUGACAUUACCAAUGUUGAUUCGAGAAUUUCAAAUUGAAACAUUAGAUAAUCCAACUUCUAUUCCAAAUAAGAAAAAAAUAAUUUUUAUUGAUAAACCAUUACGUCAACGUAUGUAUACAAAACGAGAAUUAAAUAAUAAAUAUUCUCAACGAUCAUUUCGUUCAUUAUUAUUAUCAACAACUGGAGGAAAACGGGAUCUAACUGAUAAUCAAUUUAAUUAUUCCAGUUUUAAUAAUAAAACUGAAUUUCAAAUAAUUGAAAUGAAAAAUAAAACAAAUGAAAACGGUUUUAUCAAACAAACAGAUCAAGAACAAGAAAAAAGAAAAAAUUUAACAGAUGAUGAAGAUGAAGAUGAUGAAGAUGCAAUGAUUAUUAGUACAGGUGAAUUUUCAUCAACAAACAAAGAAUCCUAUGGUGAUAUUGAGCAACAACAAAAAUUAUUUAAUAAAUCCAAACAAAAAAUAAUUCAUUCAGCACCUAUUCUUCAAGAACGAGAAACGAAUAAUUCAGAAAACGCAACAGAUAAUAACGAAAAUGGAUCAAUGCCGGUUAUUGGUCGUGUUAAACUUGCAACACCUGUUCAAGGUAAUUAUGAAUAUUGUUUAUGGCAAUUAGGUACACUUCAAAUGCUUAUUCGUUCAUCUUAUCAUGGAUUUUGUCGUCAUAUACUUCCUGAUAAUAAAACUAAUGAUGAAAUGAUAACAUGUUAUGCAAAACUCGAAUAUCAACCACAAUUUGGUUUGGAACAAAUUACAGAUAAAGAAUAUCGUUCAAUUUGGUUUGAAUCAUAUUUAAGACAUGGAGCAAGUGUUCUUCUUGGUCGAAUAAAUGUAUUUACUCAACAAUUACUUAAAGUUGAAAAAAUGGCUUAUGAAAAUAUCGAUCAAAACCUUAAAGAAUGUCAAAUUGAUAUGAUAAAACCAAUUACCAAAGUAUAUGGAUUAUUAUAUGGUUUACAAAGUUUGGAACCGAAUAAUUACUUAUUAUCGUGUCCAUUGAAUGAAAAUAAACUUUAUCUUUACCAAACAGUGUCAAAAGAAUCAAAUGAAAAAACAUCCGAUCUUCAUUCAGAACCAUUUGAAUCAAACGAUCUUCUUAUUGAACCUGAUCGUGUUUCUGUACCAUGGAUUCCUUUAACACCAGCUCUACUAUUACCAUAUCAUCUUGAUUUCGAACGUAUUCCAUUAACAUUUUGUCCACGAACUAAACGUAUUUAA